AUGUCUUCACUGUUUUCUCGAUGCUCUAUUUUCGCUUCAUGCUCCAAUCAAGGAAAUUUAAAUUCAUCACCUUUUAGCCGAGCUAAUGUGACAUCAGCUAUUAUACAAAGGCAAUCGGCAUUACGGCACCCUGGAAAUGCAGCUGAUUUUCUUGCUGGAAGAGCUGAUGGCUUGCAUAUUUUUGAUGGUUUCUCCCUCGGAAGAGAAUGUUAUUUUCCCGACUCAACAAAUAUUCCGCAUCCUAUUUCCCAUGGCAUUUUUUCUGCAAUUCCUCACUCAUCAACAAGUGUCCCUUUUUUCGGACAUCGAACACAGAUGUUUCAGAAUUAUACCUGGCCUUCACUUAGUAAUUCAAAUCCAUCGGCGGCUUCAGGUGAUCGGAGAAAUUCAGAACAAAUGAAUUUUCCGCCAGUUUUACUGCGUAAGCAUAAAAAUAACAGAAAACCAAGGACACCAUUCAGUAGCAGUCAGCUGAAAUCCUUAGAGCAGCAGUUUCACGGCAAACCAUAUCUUUCCAUAGCAGAAAGGUCGGAAGUUAGCAAAAAGUUAAAUUUAACGGAGACACAAGUUAAAAUUUGGUUUCAGGUUAGUCAACUUACAAAUUUUUAUCAUCCAUCAUAUACUGAAAGAUAA
Molecule: messenger RNA, 633 nt
Organism: Dracunculus medinensis (Guinea worm)
Lineage: Eukaryota; Metazoa; Nematoda; Chromadorea; Rhabditida; Dracunculidae
Source: the annotation of a GenBank genome assembly